This is a messenger RNA of Eupeodes corollae, 1492 nucleotides long. RefSeq names its product cytochrome P450 6a2-like. Gene Ontology annotation, molecular function: oxidoreductase activity, acting on paired donors, with incorporation or reduction of molecular oxygen; heme binding; iron ion binding. Lineage: Eukaryota; Metazoa; Arthropoda; Insecta; Diptera; Syrphidae. The record is from RefSeq and is a predicted model, not a curated record.
AAAUGUUAGUCUUGUUCUUGGAUAAGUCGCGUGUACCUCGUUUAUUUGACUGCUAGUCUUCGUGAACAUGGCGUUUUUUAGUGUUUUCAUUUUUAUCAUAAUAACCUUGAUAACAACUAUUUUUGCGUUUUUAAAACACCAACAAUCCUACUGGAAACGACGAGGAAUUCCCCACGAUCCUCCAUCUUUUCCACAAGGCAAUCUCUACCCGGCUACAAAACAUAUGCGAGACAUAACCCGCGAGAACUAUCAGAAAUACAAGAACGUUGGACCAUUUGGAGGUUUUUACUUUUUCCUAAAUCCUGCAGUAAUCGUUUAUGAUCUCGAUUUGGCUAGAGAUAUUUUCAUAAAAGACUUUUCAAACUUUACCAGUCGUGGAUUAUUUCACAAUGAAAAGGAUGAUCCUCUAACUGGUAAUCUUCUAUCUUUGGAAGGAGCCAAAUGGAAGUACAUGAGGAAUAAAUUAUCGCCAACUUUUACAUCGGGCAAAAUGAAGUUCAUGUUUCCAACAGUGGUAAUGGUUGCCCAACGUUUGGUUGAUACUUUGGGAGCAGCUAUUGAGAAGAACACAAUUCUGGAGAUAAAGGAUAUUGUAGCACGUUUUACGGUCGAUGUUAUUGGAACGUGUGGUUUUGGCAUUGAAUGUAACAGUCUUAAAAAUCCAGAAGCUGAAUUCCGUGAAAUGGGCGAAAAGAGUUUGUCGCUUAAACGUCAUAAUUUUAUUGUUUCGCUGUUUAUGUUCAGUUUUCCGGAUUUGGCACAAAAACUCCGUAUGAAGCAGACUCACGAUGAUGUUGAGAAGUUAAAGGUAAGUCAUAAGUUCGAUAAAGUUCGAUACAAAUCAUCCUAUGUUAUUAUUUUUCCUUUAGAAACCCUUCGUAAAUACCCAGUCAUCACGAAUCUUGUUCGAAGAUCAAUUAAUGAAUAUCCAACUUCAAAUCCAAAAUUCAUCAUACCCAAGAACUCUAUGGUUCUAAUCCCUACUGAUGCCAUUCAUCACGAUCCUGAAAUCUAUCCCGACCCAGAAAAAUUCGAUCCGGAACGUUUCAGUCCUGAGGAAGUUCAAAAACGUCAUUCAUGCAGUUGGUUGCCAUUUGGAGAAGGUCCCCGGCAUUGUAUUGGUUUGAGAUUUGGAAAGAUGCAGACUUCGAUUGGUUUGGCAAUGUUGAUUAAAAAUUACAAAUUUAGCCCUUGUGAGAAGACACCUAGUGUUUUGGAAAUGAAUCCGGCUAAUAUUGUUUUGACAUCGAAAGGUGGUAUUUAUCUUCGUGUGGAACGCAUUUAAAAUUGUCUGUAAAUGGAAUUAUUAUGGAUUUUAAAUGACGCAAUGGGGCAGUUUUAUGCUCAUUUAUUUCUUCUUGCAAUACCUAAUGCCCUGAGCGAUGGGCGUAGCGCAUGAAGAUGUCUUCAACUGCUUAAUUAAUGAACAAAAAAUAAAUGAUAUUGACAUUAGAAUUAAAUACAAAUAAAACAAAUAUUUUGUACUUGAUAA